UAAAGCAGGCCAACACCCACAGAGUCCAGCUAUAGCUAAUAAACCUAUUUCCCAGCCUUGGUUCCCUGUUUAUCUCUCAUACAAACCACAAUAAAACCCAGUGGAAACUACCGCCCCCACAUGCACAUGAAAGAUUAGACACCCCUGCUCCCUUAAAAUGUCUGCACUGCCUGAGUAGGCCACUUCGCAGGGAACUAUUAGGGCGAUUGGAAUGCACCCCCUGUUUGCACCCCAGGACGUUGAGCGCUUUAGACCAAUGAUUAUUGUCUCCCCCUGGGGGAGGGUCUCUGAUACUGCUGUGGGACCCAUUUGUAUACAUGUUUAAUACAUGUGGCGUUCUGGCACAGCGAUAAUAAUAACUGUGCCUCUGACUUCAAUGAGAUCAACAUGUCCAAAAAGACGUACUAUCAGAGACGCGAGAGCUUCUCCUCAGAGUACUGCUGUGUUCCUCUGUGUGGAGCCACCGCCAAGUACAACUCGGUGCUCAGCUUCCACGCUUUCCCGUCGGAUGACGAGCUGAGGAAAGCUUGGAUAAUCAAUAUACGGCGGGAUAACCUUACAAUAACACCUCAUACUCGGGUCUGCAGCCGACACUUCAGGCCAGAAGAUAUCAGGGACCGAACGGAGUACGGCGGCAGGCGGAGGCUGAUAAAGGGCGCCGCGCCGGUGCUGUUUCAAUGGAACGACUACGGAGUCGGGGGAAGACUCGAUGGACUGAAAAGGCUGGUGCUGGAAUCGGAGGAGGAGAUCAUUUCAGUUCUUACCGCUUCUCACGUUAGUGAUGGUGGUUAUCAUUAUGACACACAACAGACAAAAGAUAUCAUCUCGGCACGGUAUUACUGGCCUGACAUGUCAAAUCGCAUAAAAACAUGGGUAGACGCGUGUGACGGAUGUGUGAAAAUGGAUAACGGAACUUCUGGUGGUACCACUGGUUAUCUAGAUAGAGCACCCCAAAAAGCCAUGAAUGAAGCAAGAAUCUCAGAAGCAACUCAUGUUGUCAGAGAAGCUCAGGACAUGGAACCUAAGUUCUCAGCCACAGCAGAUUUCAAGAAGCAGAUGAUGAGCUCUGGAAAUGGAGGCAGUAACCUGCAGUGUCCAUACUGCUACUUCCAGUGCAACACUAAAUGCUCUUUUCAAAUCCACGUUGGCUCUCAGCAUCCCCUCCACUGUGAAGAUGUAUCUGUGGGCCGCUUGGGAAAAGUUAUUUUCUACCAGCGCACUGCCAAGCUCUUCCACUGCUACAUCUGCUUCUUCACGUCCAAAGACUACAGCAAGUUGUUCAACCACCUGCUGGUCCAGCACAGCUUCUCUGGCAAAGCACUACGCAAAGAUGAAGCAUUGGGGUUAAAGCAGAAAUCUGACGAAGCCAAGGAAAGCUGCAGAGCCAGUAAGGACAGCAAAGAUUCAGAUUCAUCUGAGGUUGGACAUGGGGAAGGAAGUGAGCGGGACAAAGUCCCUAGUCCCAAGAUGCAGUCCGACGGUUUGAUGGAUGUAGACACUCUAAAAACAGAAGAAGGACAGAGCAUUGAAGGGGGAGCUUUGAAUGGAUCAAACGAAGACUCCAACUUUUCCAGCAGCUUGUUAAAGAGGAAGCGAGGCUCUGCAUCUUGCAGCGAAGAUGACGACGACGAAGAGGAGGAUGAGGACGAGUUGGACAGCAGCCAGGCAGCUAAAGAGGAGAAAAAUGCUGCAGUCAUGAAAUACACUGAACACUUGAGCACGCGUUAUUAUUACUGUAAGUUCUGCAAGUGGCGCUCCAAGAAGAAAGGCUUUUUACUGUACCACGUCAGCCAGAAGCAUGACGUCCCCAAACCACAUGCCUGUAAAGAGUGUAAGAAGACCUUCAUGCUGGAAACCCUGCUGACCAAACAUGUUAAACUGUUCCAUAAACAAGGGCUGUACCAGUGCCCAUUCUGUCCUUUCGAGUCCAACUUCCUUCGAGGGAUCCGCCGUCACCUCAAUAACUGUAGAGGAGAGGAGGGGGGUGAGAUUGAAGGACACAUGGAUACUGAAGAAAAGGAAUAAGAGUGGGAAUUGAGAAUGUUGGAAUAUGGUGCUUAUAGAUCAUUGAGCUUCGACUUGCAUUGAAAUUCCUUGUUUACUCUUAAGAAUUAAGGUGCCAAAAAGGGUUCUUUGAAGUGAUGCCACAUAAGAACGUCUUUGGUUCAACAAAGAAUCUUUCAAUGGAUUAUUCUUCAAGGAACAUUUAACAAAUGAGAUGUGUGAGCUUUUUUUUUUUUACAUUUCAAGAACUUUUUAAACUUUGUUGUCUAUGUUGCCAGUAGUUUUGAACCCAACAUCCUAGUAAAUGUCUUUUUAUACUGUAUUGUUUGAAUGGAAACCUAUGGGAGCUAUGGACAUGUUUCAACACCUUUACAUGUCUCAGAAACUGAGAAAGAAUCUGUAGUGUUUUUGUGUUGCCAGUGAUACUGCCUUGUAAAGUGUUUAAGUAUAUGGGUUUUUAUUGGUAUUAUCUUUAGCUGAAAUGAGAAAGUCAAGGAAUCUGCUCACAAUAGCAUUUUGCUGUUUUAAGAAAAAAGCUAUUAUACAUAUGUACACAGUUCAUUGACAAUAAUUAUAUAACCUUAAUAGAUAUUUGUAUUUGUAGUACAGGGCCCAUAUCAUGGAAGACCAAAUAUGGAUUUUUUUCCCUUUGUUUUGUUUGUUUUUUAGAUGUAAUGCACAAACACUUUUAAAGUUUCAAAAGGUAACAUUCACUUCUCUGUCCAUAAAUGAAGGCCAGGCUGCAAAAACAGCCUGUUUUGAGUUCACUGUUUUUGUGAUGUCAUGAAAACCAGCGCGUAUGCCCAAGUUUCCUGGAUAAUUUACAUGUUUAUUUCCAUUCUGAAAAUUAGUACACAUCUUCUACACUUCUGCACAUUGUGUUUUAUUUUGCUGAAUUCAGUAUAACAAUAUAACGCCAUAUGGUAAAUGUCACAUUUAUUUGGCGUGUAUGAAGGUUCUGGCACAUUUAAUGUCUUUUAUUUUUCAAAUGUGUUAAAACUCAGCAAACAAAUAGAAAUUGUGCACUAAAUCUGCGUUAUUUGCCAUAUUUAAGUUUACUGUAGAGGAUGUGUUCACUUAUUCUCACUCAGAAAAUCAACCCAACAUGACCAGACUUGAUCCACACGUUUAAAUACAACUGUAUGUUGUCUUCAUCUGGGGCUUCAGUUGUUGAAUGCUCCGUGGGAACUGAACUGUACAGUAGUAUUUGUUUGAGUAGUAUUAUGGUUUUGUAGCAGUUACUGUCAGAUAGCUAUCUACACUAUUAUUACACUAGCUGUGUUUGUGUACGAGUGUAGUGUGUCAGUACCUCUUUACUGUUUUAGCAAAUACAGUGUUAAUGUUUCAGUCCUUUCAGUGUUUAAAUAAAAACUGCAUGUUGUCAUA
Pygocentrus nattereri (red-bellied piranha) is the source of this 3390-nucleotide messenger RNA. Its product is annotated as zinc finger X-chromosomal protein-like. The transcript has 4 exons. The record is from RefSeq and is a predicted model, not a curated record. The coding region runs from base 388 to 2025 and encodes 545 amino acids. Gene Ontology annotation, biological process: attachment of mitotic spindle microtubules to kinetochore. Lineage: Eukaryota; Metazoa; Chordata; Actinopteri; Characiformes; Serrasalmidae.